Messenger RNA from Penicillium angulare, 921 nucleotides. RefSeq lists its product as uncharacterized. Lineage: Eukaryota; Fungi; Ascomycota; Eurotiomycetes; Eurotiales; Aspergillaceae. The transcript is spliced from 2 exons. Bases 1 to 921 code for a protein of 306 amino acids. The record is from RefSeq and is a predicted model, not a curated record.
AUGUCCCUCUCCCAACAACCUUCAACAAGAGGCCUAAAACACAAACCCCUCCAAUCAAUCUCCAUCCUCGCUCCAUUCUCAGCACUCAUAAUCUCAAUAACACUCGUCAUAUUCUUCUUAAUUCGCUUCUAUAUCCUAGAAGGCUUCCUCAUCAAAAAAGCCUACGGCGAAACCUACCUGAACCUAAACGAAACCAACCGCCGCGGCUUCAUAAAUCACCACAUAGCAGGAUUCACAAAAAUUCUCAUAUUAAUCGUCGCCGCAUACCCAUUCAUCGCAAUCACAUUUGGCGAAUCAACAUUCCGCACUCCCUUCGUUCAUGGCGGAACAAUCACAAUGGGCGAUAUGCUCAUUGUUGUUGCUCAGAUGCUGAUAGCGAUGUACAUUUUUGAACUACUUUAUCGUGUCAAGUUGUCUCCCAUUGCUGUUGCGCAUCAUAUUGGAACAAUACUUAUCGGGCAAUCUGCCAUUGCUAUUAGUCUUCGGUUGACACGAGAGCCGGACGGGGAUAUCGAGUUUAUUCUAUGUACUGCUUGGGGUGCAUUCGAUACCAUCUCGGAGUUCUUCCCACAUAUCGCUAUCAUAUUGUAUCGUGUCUAUCCAGAUCGUCAUUCAUUUCUCAAGCGCAUUUUCCUCUUAUCGUGCAUUACAACUGCAAGCGGAACACUUUGCGAGACUAUUGUGACAAUGUGGCUUUUUGGAAGUCUAUGGUCGCGAUGGCAGAUUGCUUUCAAGGUUGUCACGCCCCUAUUGCAUAUUGCUUUCUCUGCUGCGCAGAUUCAUGGAAGUAUGGUCUUUUGGCGCAUGUACAAGCGGCAACAAAAAUACCUCGAAGAAGUGGAAGAGUAUGAGGUUAUGAGGGCAGUUUCUUCAUCAGGGUCUGACCUUUCAAAACCACCUAAGGCUGUUUUGUUGGUUUAG